CCCGGGCACGGGGGUGGAGGCGCGGACGCCAGACGAACUGCCCGGCAAAGGAGGAGCCCGGGACCAAAGGCAGCCUUGAACCAGAGCCGGGCAGCGGCCCUGGCUUUGGCUCUUCCCUGCCUGGGCGGUGAGCCACCGCUAGUACUCCCACGCAGCAUCUUUCCGCCACGUUCCCAGUGAGGACGCUGGUGCAGGGUCCGUACCGCCCCGGCGGGGCUCCGAUGGGGGCUUUUACUACCGGAAGCACCUUGUACACACACGCACACACACACUCCUCCGACCCUGGUUUUCCCUCUGUGACCGCUCGGGGUCCGGGCAGCUCCGCCCCCGGGGAAGCCGCACCCUCAGCGGCAGGAAAUAAAUCUCCGCCCCUGGCACUGUGCUGCGCAAUUCCAGCCGCUUUCUCUAGCUGGUGGGUUCCACGAACUCUUAAGCUUCAGGAUGGUUCAUGCUAAGACCUGGAUCCUGAAGAAGCACUUUGAAGGCAGCCCUACUAAUAGUAACUUUGAGUUGAAGACAGUUGAACUCCCACCCUUAAAAAAUGGAGAGGUCUUGCUGGAAGCUUUGUUCCUCACCGUGGAUCCUUACAUGAGAAUAGCGGCAACAAAAUUGAAGGAGGGUGAUGUGAUGAUGGGGCAACAAGUGGCCAGAGUUGUGGAAAGUCAAAACUCAGCCUUUCCAACAGGAACUAUUGUACUGGCCCAUUCAGGCUGGACAAUGCAUUCCAUUUCUGAUGGAAAAGCACUGGAAAAGCUGCCUACAGGUUGGCCAGACACGUUACCACUGUCUUUGGCUCUGGGAACAGUUGGCAUGCCAGGCCUAACAGCCUACUUUGGCCUACUUGAAAUCUGUGGUGUGAAGGGUGGAGAAACAGUGAUGGUUAAUGCAGCAGCGGGAGCAGUGGGCUCUGUUGUGGGACAGAUAGCUAAGCUGAAGGGCUGCAAAGUUGUUGGAGCAGCAGGGUCUGACGAAAAGGUUGCCUACCUUAAAAAGAUUGGAUUUGAUGUUGCCUUUAACUACAAGAAAGUCGAGUCUUUGGAAGAAACUUUGAAAAAAGCCUCUCCUGAUGGAUAUGAUUGUUAUUUUGAUAACGUAGGUGGAGUGUUUUCAAACACUGUUAUCCGCCAGAUGAAGAAAUUCGGAAGAAUUGCCAUAUGUGGGGCCAUCUCUACAUAUAACCGUACUGGCGAACUUCCCCCAGGCCCACCCCCAGAGAAUAUGAUCUAUCAGCAACUCCGCAUGGAAGGGUUCAUCGUCACCACCUGGCAAGGAGAAGUCCGUGAGAAGGCUCUGAAAGACUUGCUGAAAUGGGUCUUGGAGGGUAAAAUCCAGUACCAUGAACACAUCACUGAAGGAUUUGAAAACAUGCCAGCUGCAUUUAUGGGAAUGCUGAAAGGAGAAAAUUUGGGGAAAGCAAUAGUGAAGGCAUAAAAAAGUGGCAUAUCAGGGGCCAGCCCUGUGGCUGAGUGGUUAAGUUCGGGUGCUCUGCUUUGGCGGCCCAGGGUUUCGCUGGUUCGGAUCCUGGGCGUGGAACUAGGACCACUCAUCAAGCCAUGCUGAGGCGGCAC
Molecule: messenger RNA, 1568 nt
Organism: Equus quagga
Lineage: Eukaryota; Metazoa; Chordata; Mammalia; Perissodactyla; Equidae
Gene: PTGR1
Product: prostaglandin reductase 1
Exons: 10
Coding region: 442-1431 (329 amino acids)
Biological process (GO): prostaglandin metabolic process
Cellular component (GO): cytoplasm
Molecular function (GO): 2-alkenal reductase [NAD(P)H] activity; 15-oxoprostaglandin 13-reductase [NAD(P)+] activity
Source: RefSeq, a predicted model, not a curated record